AUCCCAAUGUUAACAACGCGGGUAAUCUUUAAAAAAAUAUAAACAUCUUGAACUGAAGUUGUUUAAUUUGGGCCUAUGCUGCAUGCUGAUGAAGAGCUAUGGAAAACAUAUGUGAUAGUGACAGCAAUGUGUUUGAAAGCAGCCAAGGGCGUAAGAGAGAAAAUUCACCACAGUGCAAGGAGAACAUGUCAAGGGUAGACCAUUACAUGAGUCCAGUAGAAUGCCUGCGAUUGAAGAACAAUCUAGUGGAAAUCAUGGAGGAGUUGAAAUUAAGGAGGUUGAAUGAUAAAGAAAAUGAGGAGAGAAUUAAAAGAGCUGAUCAAGCAAAAUAUGAGUUCAACAGAAAAUGUGAGGCAGAAUCACUAAAGUUAACCGAGGCAACAGAGCAAUACAAAAAACAAUUAAAAGAUGCUGAAAGGAUGUAUAAUGAAAAACUGUCUAGAAUGGAAGAAGAAAUGAAACGGCAAAAAGUUUUCAAAGGUUGCACCGAGAAAGAAAUAAAUGAGUUGAAGGAUGAAAUCCGGAAUUUAGAGGUGGUGAAAUACACAAUACAAAAAGAUCUGAGAGAACAAGAGAGAAAACUGCACCUCCAUCUUCAGUCCUCGGAGCAGCAUCUGAACCAGCUUACUGAAACCGAACAGAAGUGCCAGGCCCUCCAUCACCAGUGUAAACAGUUGAGUGAGACUCAGACAAUGUUGGAGGAGAGUGUCCAGCAUGCAAUAAAGCACAACCAGACAUUGAUGUACAUAAAUGAACACCAGAAAUGCAUCAUCAAUAAAGAGAAAGACCGCUCUCUCAGUAUACAAUCAGAACUUCUGCAAGUCAAAAGUCUGCUGCAGCAGAAACCAGAUAAAACCAGUCAGCACCAGUACCAACAAGAAAUCUUGUCACUUAAUCAAAAGCUAGAAAGGAUUAAAACAGAAAAAGAGAAUGCUUCAGAAGAGACCAGAGAAAGUAAAGCAAAGCAUGAGAAAGUGUUCCAGAUAUUGCAGAAUACACACCUACUGUUACAACAUCAGAUUGAAAUUGUUGAAAUAAACAAAAAGAAUUCUUCUCAACAAAAACUGGUCAUUGACCAACAACAGAAGGAAUUGACAGAAGUCAGAGGUGAAUUACAGGAUGUCGAGGCUAAGAUUACAGCACAGAAAGUUCAGCACAGGGAAGAGGUGGAAGAAUGGCGACAAAAGAACACACAACUUCAAGAGGAGUUUGACAGAGUUAUGCUAGAGCUGUCAGAAGAAAAGAAGAAAUGUUCCAAUUUGGAGGACCUAAAUACAGCUUGGUCAAAUCAGAAUAAUCACCUAACAGACCAACUACAGUCCACCAAGGAACUACUGAACAAACCAAAGCAGGAGCAGACCCAGCAAACAGAGGCAAGCUGGAUGAACAUGGUGGAGCAGGAGAGUCAGGUUGAGGUAAUAUGUGCAGACAUAUCAGUCCAAACAAACUCAGUCCAACACAAGACUGUUUGCUCUCAAACCCCUGCUCCUGAUCUCAGAGUAUCAACUACACAAACUAGAGACCCAGCACUGGCCAACAACAGCACCCAGACAGACAGAGUUGUUCUACACAGUGUGUCCGUGCAAGCAGAGAUCAUCGAGUACAAAUCUAAAGAGAGGCUGUUUUGCAAGUCAUUGUCCUCUACCAACAGUCCUCAUCAAGUACUCGGUCAACAAUCUUUGGAAAGUCGAGCAGUGCGGUCUAUAUCCACUGAUUGCAGUCAGUCUACCUCACUAGCUGCAUCCACUAUUUCCUGUCAACCACUGCAAGAUUUACAACCCCAGUCAACCAAUCAACCAGAGAGUCAGUCUAAUACUAGUCAAACUUCAUCAACUGACAAUAGUCAGUUACCACAUGCUGAGAGUUGGAAUGUAUCAGACGACACCAGUCAGUUGAUGACAGUUGCAGUGAACUGUCAGCAAAUGACAGAAGGCCAACCAAACAGUAAUACUCAAUUGAAAAAUGAUAUCAAAGCCAGUCAGCCUAAAUGUCAAUAUGGUGGUGGCCGACAUUCCUUUCAGUUUCUUGAUAAUAUCCAGAUGGUUAACGAGACUGUAACUGUCAGUGAUGGACAAUCUUAUAAUGAACCUGAUAGUCAAGGAAAAUCCAUCAUUUCCAAAAACGAAGACUGUGCAAAUAUGACAGACAGCCAUCGAACUGCAGACGCAACUGAUUGCCAACCAAAUACAUCCUGUGAGAAGAUUGUGUCAGCUGACACAUCUGAACCACAAGUGAGCAUCAAAAUUGUCAGGUCUACUGGAAAUCUUUUCAAAAGUCAAUCUGUCAACAAAAUAGAAAGUUAUAAAACUGAUGUGCAGAAAAUAGAUAGUUACAAAACUGAUGUACAGGCAAGCAUCCUCACAUAUAGUCGAACAAAAGUAAUCGAAAGUGAUCCUGCCCUCUCUGAGUGUGACCAGCAUGACAAGAAUGGCGAGACUAACGAUCUUGACAAGACCUGUGAAUCUCCCAAAAGUCCAGGAGGCUCCAGACGAAGCCUGUCAUUAUCAAAACUGAAAAAUCCAUCCACAACAAACGUGACUCAGCCUGAUCCAUCUGUUUCAUCGCUAUUUGAUCAAGACAUGGUUGUUGUAAACCCAAGACCUAAUCCACAAAAGGAUGAAUUGGACCGGCAGUUCCACAAUGUAAAAGGCAUUUUAAAAGAUGUAAGACAAGAUAAUAUCUCCAAGAAAAAAAAUGUAACCUUCAACAGCUCACUAGAUGUGCAUCAGUAUUCACAGGCAUCUGUAGGGAGUCCUGGGCAUGAUGAUGGAGACAGGGAUCUCUUCUCAGAUGAUGAAGCUGACGGGGAAGAUAAGUGUUCGAAGGAUGGGGCACAUGGAUCAGUAAAGGACAAAUGUCUGCCAGUUACUACUCUGACUAUUGGAAAAAACAAAGUGGAAUCUUCCAACACCUUUGCUAGUUAUGUGGAUGACUUCCUUCCCGAUACACGUCCUUCCCUCUGUAGAAUCAUCUCAACAGAGCCUGUCUGUGCUGGUGAUUCUGAUCUACAGAUGCCUGCUGAAACCAGAUUUUCACAGGACGAGGAGAUGAAAUGCAGAAAAUCAAGCAUUUCAAUAAAUACACCAUGUGACAGUGGUGAUGGGUUCCCCAGGUUGUCAUCAAGAGGCACGAUAAGUGUGCCCACAUCCAACAGAAUAUUCCCAGUGCUGGAGAUCCCCAGUGUAUCAGAAGUGACUCUAUCAACCGCAACUCUCUCCAACCAGUACAAACGCACCAUUGAUGCCAUUCUCAACAAAGGCAAAAAACUUAAAACUGAUCACUGACUGGCUUUUAUUGUUCACUUUAAAUUUCACUUCCAUUCUGUUCAGUGAAAGAUAUAAGUAUUAUAUCCAUUAUUUCUUUUAACUGUAUGCAUUUCAACUCAAUUAAGAGAUCAAUUAAAUUUUCAUAUAAGACCACUAUUUAUAUGGUUAAUCUUCUUUAAUGUUUUUGUUUGUUGAGAUAAAUAAACUCAGAAUAUACAUUGUUGACUUUGAUGUAUUUUCUCAUAAUCAACAAAUAAAUCUUCUUCCACCCAAAGACUAAUUAGAAGGAUUAAAAGAUAGCCAAAUUUGAUGGUUGUCGCAAUAGCCAACACAACAUUUAAUGUAGUUAACAAUGCACAUACAUGCUUACUUAACAAGAGGCCUAUGGGCCACAUCACUCACCUUAGUCAGCUUGUCCCUGCUAUUUGUUCAGCUGUUGUGAUUUUUGGAAGUAUUUUUUCAGUCUUUAUUCCCAUGAAAGAUUUUGACCCCAUAUUGUGGCCACAACGCA
Messenger RNA from Ostrea edulis (European flat oyster), 3777 nucleotides. Its product is annotated as nucleoprotein TPR-like. The transcript is spliced from 16 exons. Lineage: Eukaryota; Metazoa; Mollusca; Bivalvia; Ostreida; Ostreidae. The record is from RefSeq and is a predicted model, not a curated record. Bases 99 to 3284 code for a protein of 1061 amino acids.